This is a messenger RNA of Orussus abietinus, 6458 nucleotides long. It is a transcript of the gene ndl, whose product is annotated as serine protease nudel. Gene Ontology annotation, molecular function: protein binding; serine-type endopeptidase activity. The transcript is spliced from 23 exons. NCBI's taxonomy places the organism in Eukaryota, Metazoa, Arthropoda, Insecta, Hymenoptera, Orussidae. The coding region runs from base 120 to 6278 and encodes 2052 amino acids. Gene Ontology annotation, biological process: proteolysis. The record is from RefSeq and is a predicted model, not a curated record.
CCUCGUAUGUUAACAGUGGCCAAAAUUUACUGAAAACGAUUAGUUGAAAUAGAAAAAAAAUCGGAAAAUUACUAUAAAUGUAGUGCUUUAUUCCUGUAUCGACGGAAAUCAUCAUCCCAAUGGGCAACCCCAAGAGAGCAGACGCCCCGCUUUUGGGAAACCCGGGCCCAUUUCUGAGCAGAUCCAAAAAUCGACGUGAUCUUGGGCGGUACACGAUAACGAUUAUAAUUACCAUAAUAUUUAUCGCAUUUAUUAUGUCCUUCACCGUACCGAUGCUCUAUUUGACACUAACAACGGAAGCCACCCAUCCGAGUGAGGAAUUGAAGAAAACUUCCGAACCAAAGAAUCCUGACUUCAUCGCGAACUUAGAGGAGAACGAGAAAAGAAAGGACGAAUUGUUAGAGAUAAAAAGUCUGGAUAACAAUGCCCUGGAUAUUGGGAAUACCAAACGUCACCGCCGUGAAGUGGGAAGCGAUAAAAUGGAGUCUUGCAUAAAGAAAAACCAAGAUUGCAAGAAAAUUUUAGACUCCAUGCAUCAGCAUAUACAAUUAAUCGGCUACAGUACGAAUGACUUGAAGAAGCUCAUAGGCAUGUUAUCCGAUGGUCAAGGACCAAACGCGCUGCCAUUCGACACCAAGAUAAAGGACCUAGAGCAAUGUCUAGAGUGCCAAAAACUGGUGGAGAGCAAUUUCCCCUCUUCCCCUGGCGGAACCGUCAACACCGAGUCGACAGCUCGUUUCCACCAAGAAACAAAUUCAACAGCUCGUACCAACAUUCCCUCCGAUUUGUGUUCAACCAAAACUAUCGACCCGAAAAGCACGACCCAGAACAAAGACAACCAAUUCGGAACAAUCAUUAGAGACCAAUCCAGAACAUCCAACGAACAUCAGUUUCAACCAGCUACUCAGCCCAUUGAAACGACACCAGGGAGCGAAUGGAGAUCACCCAUCAGACUUCCAACAGACAAGAACUCCAUAGUUGAAAGUACAACGGUUCCAUCAUGCCUGAGUAGUAAACUUUUAGAGUACAUCAACAGUGCCUCUCAAUCUGCGAACCCAUCAGCAACGUUACCAGCCUCAACAACUCCACCACCAAGAUUAAACACCAGCCCAACAACCUCUACUGUACAUCAACCAACUUUUUCAUCGCCAUCCAACUUCCAAAAUGACCAAUUCUCAAAAAAAUACCCCACGUCGGAUACGACCAACUACAAAUCCAACACCGUGAUGGACUACUCUCAAUACCUGCCCACAACCUCCCCUGGCACCGAAGAAGUGCCAGAGUCCACAACGGACCCCAUACUCCAACUUCAACCGGGACUAUAUGGUGGGAUCUUGCCUCGCAUAGUGUACCCUCAACAACACCAAGCCAAGCCCAACUUCAACUCGAACCCAAUAGUCCUACCAACUGCCGAGACCACGAAAUCCACCCAACAAGUACAAUACUCCCCAGGUCUCUCCUGGAUGCCCUACCCAGUGUGUUUCCUCAGACAACCUGGCAUCCAGAAUCCAGCUGCCGAUGGGAUGACCUAUCCUCAGACACCUCCAACAGGCAUUCCCGCCAUGUUUCCUUACCCGGUACUACAGACUCCAGUGAGGACACAGACGAUCUUAAGUCAACUUGACCAAGUCCACGUGCUACCUCCAGUUCCCAUGCAGCAACCAAAGCACAUGGUGGUUGAGUGUGGACUGAUACCAUGGAUAGCUGGGGCGCCUCCACCCGUGCAACAGUUUGGUCCAACUGGUCCCGGGCUGGACACCGUUCCUGGACAACAGGGAACACCGUUCACUAGUGGAGCAGACCCUCGACCACCAUAUUCCUGGUCUUAUGUCUCUGCUCCCGUGCUCCAAUAUCCGAUGGCGACUGGGAGUCCCGAUUAUCAACGCGCCGUGAACGAGGCGAACCAAACCUUUGGCAAACCCAUCGUUGGAUACGUUAAUCAAUUUGCUGAAAAUGUCGGAUCUGCCCGUGCUGGCUGUGAGCGAGAUUUCGUCCCUUGUGCCGAUGGGAGCCUCUGCAUACCAAAGUUCCAAUGGUGUGAUGGGAACAUCGAUUGUCCCGAUGUCAGUGACGAGACGAGGUGUUCUUGCAGAGACCGCAUCGGAAGAGAACGGAUCUGUGAUGGCUAUUUUGAUUGUCCUCAUGGGGACGACGAGCUGGGGUGCUUUGGAUGUGCUAAGGGGUCAUUUAAUUGCGACGACUGGAAGAACCAAUACCAGAGAGCGUUUUGCGUACCAUUGAAUCAACGUUGCGAUGGGUACAAGCAGUGUCCUAAUGGCAAGGACGAAAUGGACUGCAGUAUCCUGACGAGGUCGCCCUCGCAGGAGAAGGAUAUGUUCACCGUUGGGUACACCAUGGGCUAUCUGCACAGAAACUGGCAGGGUCGAUGGUACCCUGCAUGCUCGACAACCGAAAUCUGGGCGAAGGAAGCUUGCAUCUCAGAAUCUGGACCAGUUUUAAGUUCGGCCCCGAUCAUCAGAAGCGAGUACAUCCCAGACAAUCCCUAUCAAGGACCCUACAUACAAGAAAGACUAACCGGAGGAAUUCAGACCAUAUCGACCUGCUAUAGUGGAGCCAUAUUCGUAAAAUGUCCUCCACUAUACUGCGGCACUACUGUGCUACCCUACCAAAGGAGUCUUCCCAAAGACAACGAUUUCGAGUCCAAUAUGGUGGGCAGUCAAAACACAAACGGCACCGUCGAACCAGGGAACAGAAAUAACAGCGACAAUGUUGGACCAUCAAAUGGAUUCGUUAAGAAAAUAAAGGAACAGCUGGAUUCCACCACUUCACAGGAUGGUGUACAGCAAAAUGACACAAUAGUUGGUUUGGAGUACCGCAUAGUUGGGGGCCGCGCUAGUCAUCCAACUGCGUGGCCGUUCGUUGUUGCUAUUUACAAGGAUGGGUACUUCCACUGUGGCGGGGCCAUUCUGAACGAAAACUGGGUCGUCACUGCUGCCCAUUGCGUGGACAGGUACAUCGAGCACUAUUACGAGGUACGAGCCGGCAUACUUAGGCGCUUCUCCUUUUCGCCGACCGGCCAAUCGAGGAGAGCGAGUUACAUCGUGCCUCAUCACUACUAUGACAAACACAUUAUGAAGAAUGACAUAGCUCUGAUGAAAUUGGACGAGCCCCUCAAUUUCAAUCGAUGGAUCCGCCCUGCUUGCUUGCCGCAGGCUUCGACAGCUGGUCCCAAUUGGAGGCAAGGUCCACUGCCGCAGACCAAUUGCGUUACAAUUGGCUGGGGUGCCACGGUAGAACACGGGCCUGAUCCCGAUCACAUGAGAGAAGUGGAGGUACCAAUUGUCCCGUACUGCAAAAAUUUUGCCGACAGGAACGAAGCCGAAAUUUGUGCAGGGGUGCCAGAAGGGGGUCGAGAUGCUUGUCAAGGAGACAGUGGUGGUCCUCUUUUGUGCAGAAAUCCACAGUCACCGUGGCAAUGGUACUUGGCUGGGAUCGUCAGUCAUGGGGAAGGAUGUGGCAGACCCAACGAACCUGGAGCAUACACGAAAGUCAGCCAGUUUGUCGACUGGAUCAAUGGGCACAUUAACAUGAGAGUUCCACCACUCGCGAGAAAACCUCUGACGAGGUGUCCAGGAUUCACCUGCGAUGGAGGUUUGGGCUCGUGCAUCUCUAAACAGAGGCACUGCGAUAAAAUCGUCGAUUGCAUGAACGCAGAGGAUGAGAUAAAUUGCCCUAAUAGGAAAUUCCCGGGCAUAUCCAGGGGAUUAUGGUUUGGUAGAACCAGCGAGUCAAACAUACAGGUCGAAAGUACUGUCAGAAACGAAGAUGAAAUAUCGGAGACGAUACCAAUGGCGAGACAAAACGUGAACACGGAAUGUGCCGAUCAGAAUCUUGAUAACGAGCCAGGAUUGACGACGGCGCCAACCGAGAGAAAAAUUAUUUCCUCCUCGAGUUAUGUAAAGGAAGCGUUGAGAGAACCAACAGCUGGUCAUGGUGAACAAUGGUCGCCGGAAAGUGGACAAAGGAGCAGUGAACCAUGGGCGCCAGGAAUUGAGGAAAACACGGUUGACUCGUCAACAGACUGCGAAGACUUAGAGAUCAUUAACGUGGAACGAGAAUAUGCGAUGAAGAGGGGCAAACACUUCAUUUGUAAACGAUUGGUGCAGACGAUUUCUGCCGAGCAGAAGUGCGACAGAAUUUCAGACUGCGAAGAUGGCACCGACGAGAGCGACUGCAGCUGCAAAGAUUUUUUGCUUCACGAACGUCCGGGAGCCAUUUGUGAUGGUCGCGUCGAUUGUUACGACGGGAGUGACGAGGAAAAUUGCACUCUCUGUCAGGACGGAGAAUUUCAUUGCAGUCGGAGUAAGGGUUGCAUCUCGCCCAGGAAGGUUUGCGAUGGAAUCAUGGACUGUCCUUUGAACGAAGACGAGGAGGAUUGUUUUGCUCUGACCAAAGGUAAAUACAUCGUUUUGGAUUUGGAUAAGCGACCAGCUCUGCAUUCUGACGGUAUCAUGGUUCAGUACAAGGACAAUAAAUGGCGCUCCGUGUGUUAUCGCCAUCACAAUGCUCAAAGCAACAUGAACAAAACCCUCAUAGGACAUAAUCUAUGCCAGUAUCUAGGAUUUGGUGCCCUGGAGAAGGUGGAGGAAAAAGUGACGCCCGACGCAGAAAUUCGGACGCUGUCCGCGGCGGAUCUCAAGAAUACAUCCUCAUUACUCGAUCUUAAACUAUUCAACUAUACCAAGUUCUGCAUCGGCCUGCAAAUUGAUUGCAGUGGCGAAAUCACCAGCACCACAAGUUUGCACGUGACAAAAGACUCAACAACUGGAAAGCAGACGUAUAGUUGGCCCUGGCAUGUCGCCAUUUUUGUCGAUGGUCGGUACCAUGGUUCUGCAGUGUUCCUAGAACCCAGCUGGAUUCUAUCGAACACCCUGUGGACGAAGGACAUUGACCUGGAGAAGAAUUACACGGUUGCUGCACUGGGUGUUGGCCGCAAUCACCAGUUUAUUGAUGGACCCAAUCAACAGGCCAUUCCGAUUGACAAUAUCACGGCUAUACCCCAUUCGAAAGCCAUUUUACUGCACCUGAAACAUCCCGCUAACGUGACUCGGCAUGCUUUGCCGAUAUAUCGUCGAUAUAGGUCGAGCACCCCAGAUGACAAAGACAUCUGCCUCACAACUGGACUGGAUAAGAGCCUGCAAACGCGGACCGUCUUUCUUCGUCCUUUAGCCAACAGUUGUACCAACUGCCAUCGCUGUUACGAAAAUACAUACCCCGAGGAAUGCAAGAGCUGCCUUGGUCUGGCCAAUUGGACCGGCAUUGUCGUAUGUCUCGGGAAAACUGGAUGGUAUCCAGCUGCUGUAUAUCUGGACGAAGAAGGACCCUGCAGUCAACGCAACUCGCAAACUCUGACGAGUAUCGACUUCAUCCAACCCGACCUAUUGAAAAAAUUGGAAGAAACCAAGGUGAUCGAAGCGGUGGAGCCAUCCUGCGAUGGAUUUCGUUGCCGGCUUGGGCAGUGCGUUCCAUGGAAUCAGGUUUGCGAUGGAAUUCAGGAUUGUCGAGAUGCUGCAGAUGAAAACGCAGAUAAUUGUCAAGAAGCGAAGUCUCGGUGCAAGAACGGCAGCGCGGCAGCCUUCAAUUGCGGCUGCUCCAGGUCGGAAUUGCGCUGCGGAAACGGCCAAUGCGUCCCGAAAGAGGCGUUUUGCAACAGUAAGGUCGACUGCUCCGAUGGCACGGAUGAGCCUGUCAACUGCAACUGCGCUGAAUAUCUGAAACUCACAGCUCCUCAGCGCAUCUGCGAUGGCAUACGAAAUUGUCUAGACAAGACCGACGAGAACCCUGCAAUCUGCCACUGCAAAGACUCCAGCUUCAAGUGCGGCAAAAUUAACGGGACGGGCUCGUGCAUUCCUCAAGACUUCGUGUGCGAUGGCCAGACCGACUGCUCAAACGGGGAGGACGAAAAUCAGUGUAGAGCUGUGAAGAGGCUGUCCAAUUAUACACCUGGCGUGGGCGAAGUCAUCCGCCGGUCUUAUGGAGUCUGGCACUCGGAGUGCCAUCCAUAUCCGGUGGAAACGGACGAGGAAAUCGCGAACGUAUGCAGAUCUCUGGGAUUCGCCGACGGUAGGGCAGCGCAGUUUGUCAAUGCUUCAGCUUUGCAGGAAAAACCGGUACUGCCUCGGCGAGAUACGUUCUACGUCGUCAGGAUCAAUCCGCAGACGUGGAUCACCAUGAGAGGAGACACUCCUUUGGUCACCUUGGUGGAACCAAUUGACACCUGCAACCGACUCUUCGUCAACUGCACGAAAUUGCCCUGAGAUAAAAACGACAAAUUAUCCUUCCAUCCAGAGUAAAUUAUCGGUAAAAUGGAGGAGGCUUACACUGUUGUAUAAUUUUGUUAAGGUUGCGAAGUAGCGGACGCACUUACCGCCAAUUGCAGGUGGUACCAAAUGAAGGUUCGACCUGCACAAACGGAUCACCCGUGAGAUGGGUGUAAU